AACGUUUUGCGACACAGAUGACGCCAAUAUAUAAGUUUGUAAGGUGUCCGAAAACUUUACAAACGAGCUUAGCUUGUUGUUGAAGAAACAACUCCGAGUGGCCUGCGAUUAGCUAAUCAAUAUGGCUACUAUUACAAAAUUGACAACGUUAGCCAUCCUACUAAGCAGCGCCUACGCUGGGUUCCUGCAUGGUCAUUCUCAUGAUAACGUACAUGAUCACUCUCACGAUCUACACAAUGGCUUGCAGGAUCACUCUCACCAUGGUUUAGAUGAACAUUCCUAUCAUGAUGACCACUCCCAUCAUGAUUUCAGUCACGGAUCGGCACCACUGCCUCAUCUAUCAGCACCCAGCGGGUUUGCAGGGUCAUCCAGUUUUUCCCCUAGUUCCUUCCCUGUGGGUUCUCUGCCAUCAGCCUCAUAUUCAGGGAGCGGUUUAAUUGGAGGGGGAUCUUUAGGAUAUAGCUCGGGCUUCGGAUCAGGUGGUCUUACUGGCGCUAACUUUGGCUCGUCUGGAAGUAUUGGAUCAGGUCUUUCCGGCCAUGAUUUAAGUUCUGGUCUCAGCGGAUCCCUUUUAUCUGGACCUGGUCUAUCAUCUGGAAUAGGCGGAUCCGUAAUAAGCGGAGGAGCUCUACCGGGUGCAGCUUUACCUGGACUUGUAAAUGGUCAGUCAGCCCCACUUGGCCCUAAGGCUCCAGUUAUUGAUGAGAUUCACGGGCUAGCUAACAGCAAUGGUGCACCAACACAAUACCGAGUACGUGAAGAAACUUACCAAGUAUUCAGAGAUGUCCACCACAGAGUUCCACAGCCUGUACCAGUUCCAGUACCACAAACUGUACAAAUUCCAGUUCCACAGCCUUACCCGGUUCAAGUACCAGUAGUCAAAAACGUACCAGUGCCAGUCGUUAAGAUUCAACAUGUAAAAAUCGAUAAGCCAGUGCCGUACCCAGUAGAGAAAAUUGUCAAGGUACCAGUUGAGAAGGUAGUAAAAGUACCAGUUGACCACCCUGUUCCCGUUGAGAAGGUUGUGGAAGUGCCUGUCGUGAAAUUGAUCAAGGUUCCAGUACAUGUUGUGAAAAAAUACCCAGUCCCAGUAUUCAAGACUGUUCACCACAAAGGCCACGUAAGCCACGGCUGGCAUGGACAUCAAAGUCACGGCCUCAGCUAUGGACAUGGACACGAGAGUCUUGGCCACAGCUAUGGGCAUGGACAUGAGAGUCUGGGCCAUGGCUAUGGGCAUGGUGUAGAGAGUCUUGGCCACAGCUAUGGGCAUGGACAUGAGAGUUUGGGCCAUAGCUAUGGGCAUGGACUCGAGAGUCUUGGCCACAGCUAUGGGCAUGGACACGAGAGUCUCGGCCUCAGUUAUGGGCAUGGACACGAGGGUCUCGACCACGGCUACGGGCAUGGACACGAAAGUCUUGGCCAUGGCCAUAGUUUUGGUCACGAUGAAUAUGCUCACGGUCACGAUGCAUGUACAUAUGACAAAACAAUACUUUUACAAUUCCUCCGUCUAAAAAUAGUUAUAAUUAAUCUAAAAGCCAUGGCAUUUGUUGUUAAAAUAACAAUUUUGGCUGCGUUGGCCUACAGUGCAAACGCUGGCCUCUUACACGGCCACGGCUCAGACUCCUACGUUUCGUCAGCACUAAAUGCACCAUCAGCGUCAUAUGGACCACCUUCAACAACCUAUGGUGUACCGUCUGGACCAAGUGUCCUAAGCAGUCAUGGAAGUUCUAUCGACGGUGGACUUCAUCACGAUUCAAGCCAGGGAUCAUUAUUAGACGGACAUUCACACGGUGAUUCUUUGAGUGGCUCCUAUAACAGCGGUCAUUCAUCUGGCUUCACACCAAUUGAAGGACCAAACUUUUCCGGACCUAGUUCAGGACUAGAUGGGUCAGGCUUAGGAAGUUCUUGCCAUGGAGGUUCUGGCUUAGGUGGUUCCGGCUGCGGAGGCUCAGGACCCUCAUCUUCAGCAUUAGACGGCCCCGGUCUGUCGGGACCCGGUCUUACAGGACCAGCUUUAUCCGGACCCUCUUUCAGUGGACCAGCCUUGGCUGAACAAGGUUUAGCUGGACCCGCUUAUUCUGGACCCACUUAUUCUGGACCCGCUGAUAUUUCCACUCAAGUUUUACCUGGUGCUGUGAUCAAUUCCGCAAUAACCACUAAUGUUGGAGCCCCAAAAAUUAUUGGAACCAGUGUUAGCGUAGGUCGCCCGGUCGCUUCCGCAACAAGAUACGAACUCCAAUCAGUUGUUCAAAACGUGGUUCGUCGAAUUCCCGUGGAAGUAACUAGACAUAUUCAAGUCGCUGUACCCCAAGCCGUACCAGUUCCAGUUCGUCAAGAAGUGAAAGUGCCAGUCCCACAACCCUACCCCGUUCAUGUCAAUGUCGUGAAGCACGUUCCUUACCCAGUGUACAAGACCGAACAUGUUGAAGUAGAAAGGCCAGUCCCAGUAGAAGUAGUAAAGCAUGUCCCAGUCGAAGUUAUAAGAAAAGUUCAUGUUCCGGUUGAGCGGCCCUACGAAGUCAUAAAGAAGGUUCAUGUACCCAUUGUAAAGCACGUUGAAGUUCCCGUAGCCGUCUGGAAACCUUACCCCCUCCAUAUCAUCAAACACGUUACACAUUACAAGAAGAAGAGCUGUUGCUGGUGAAGAGAGUCGUGCCAAAUAGUAAAUAGUAAAAAUAUUUGUAAAUAUCAUAGUCACUAGUUGUAAAUAUUGUGUUAAAAAUAAAAUAUAAAGUAA
This is a messenger RNA of Pieris rapae (cabbage white), 2737 nucleotides long. RefSeq lists its product as uncharacterized. The record is from RefSeq and is a predicted model, not a curated record. The transcript has 5 exons. The coding region runs from base 122 to 2644 and encodes 840 amino acids. NCBI's taxonomy places the organism in Eukaryota, Metazoa, Arthropoda, Insecta, Lepidoptera, Pieridae.